AUGGUGCACGGGACGGCGUUGCAAGCAGUGCUCUUGGCCGUUUCGGCGGCGGCGGCGGCGGCGGCGACGACCAUGGACAAAAGAAUCCACGGCGGCGAGGCAGCUUCUCUUGCCGACUUCCCAUACUUUGUCAAGGUCGGGACCGGGUGCGGGGGCUCUCUGCUGGAUAGCACGACCGUUGUCACUGCUGCUCAUUGCUGGAGGAGCCUGAGGCAGAGGACGUACGUAGAGAGCAUGGGGGAACCGGGCCUUGUCUCUCCGGUGGAAAGCAUGAUUACGCAUCCCAACUAUCUCGAAUCACUGAAGGGCUGGGAGGGCAACGAGGAGCGAUAUCAGCAAGCCUACGGAUUCGACGUUGCCAUUCUGAAGCUGUCGACUCCGAUGGAAGCAGGCGCAAAUGUUGGCUACGCCAAGUUGCCGGCGGCGGAUAGCCCGAAGCCCAAGGCUGAUUCGGUCGGAAUCGCAGUAGGGUGGGGUCGCAAUCCCAAGGAACGUGGCAACGUCGCCAAGGUUGAGCUGCCAAUUCUCAAGGAUUGUCCCGCACAGGGAGGCAAGUGGCCGGUCAAAAACGCAAUUUGCACCGGCAACGGUGGACGCAGGAAGAGCGCUUGUCACGGCGACAGCGGCGGCCCCCUUGUCGACAAGGACACGGGGGUGUUGAUUGGCAUCACCAUGGCGGGCUCGUGUGGCGAAUACACGUCCUUCACUCCCGUCGCCAGGCACCUGGCGUUUAUUCGAGAAAAGAUGAAUUCGCGCCGGCCGAAGGGGGCGCCGAGGUGCAAUAUCGUCCAGUUCACGGCAGGGACCAAGGACACGUGCCUGACGUCCCAAGACUACAGGUACGAUGAUCCUUUCAGCUACCAAGCCCAGAAGCCAAAGGAAGUCUGGUGGGGGCACAGUCAGCCCCACUGA
This is a messenger RNA of Metarhizium album ARSEF 1941, 912 nucleotides long. Its product is annotated as Peptidase cysteine/serine, trypsin-like protein. Lineage: Eukaryota; Fungi; Ascomycota; Sordariomycetes; Hypocreales; Clavicipitaceae. Gene Ontology annotation, biological process: proteolysis. The record is from RefSeq and is a predicted model, not a curated record. The coding region runs from base 1 to 912 and encodes 303 amino acids. Gene Ontology annotation, molecular function: serine-type endopeptidase activity. The transcript has 3 exons.